AUGGCGGCGGGGCUCCCGGCGGUGCUGCUGCUGACCCUCUGGCCGAGUAGGACUCGCGCUGCGUGCAGGGACCACACCACCUGCACCGCCUGCAUCGCCGACGCCUGGGGUGACUUCAGCUGCCUGUGGUACGUGGGCCCCUACUCGACCUACGGCACGUGCCUCACGGGGCAGGUGGGCGCCAGCCCCGCGCCCCCCGACACCGGCGACGCCAGGGCCGGCUCCUUCUCCGUCUGGACGGGCCACCAGUCGUACACGUUGUACGACGUUGACGAGUUCUCCGAAGGCAGUUGCUCCAUCAGGACUGGCGAGCUGGAGCCCGAGUGCGGGCCGGGCACGGCGGUCGUCAGCAACACGCCCUACUACGGCACUGGCACCUCCUACCCGGAGUACCGGAACCUGAAGUGUUGCCACCAGCAGCGCAACAUGGACGGCUUCCUGCGCGGCUUCGAUGCCAUCAACGGCGUUGUCAGCGGCGACGUGUACUUCGCAACCUGCUGCAGCUCAUGCCCGCUGGGCUCGGAGAACGUGGAUUGCGACGUGACCGCCGUAACCAGCGGCGACGGCGAGUGCCAGUUCUGCCCCACGGGCAAGUACAACGACAUCGUCACAAUAGGGAGCACGUGCAAGACCUGCCCGCCGUGCGAGCCGGGGGCGGCGCGGGAGUGCGGCGGGGCGGUGGAGGGGAGCUGCGUGGAGUGCGUGGCGGGCAGCACGUACAAGGAGGCCGGGCUGGAGGGCAGCUGGAGCCAGGUAUGCGGUCCUUGCGAAGGCUGCCGGGCAGGCUACCAGCGCACCGGGUGCGGCCCCGUGAGCCAGGGCCGCUGCGAGCCGUGCCCGCAGGGCGAGUACUUCGCGUCGCCCAACUGCAGGGCGUGUAGCGCGUGCGUCAGCUUCGGCCGGAUGGGCUGCGCCCUGCUUAGCGAGGGGAUGUGCCCGCCGUGCGCUCACGGGAAGUGGGGCUCCAGCGCGCAGUCGUGCCAGGUCUGCCAGACGUGCGGCGGCGAGCCGGUGACCGACGUGGCCGUCAACGGCCUGACACUCUCUGGUCCGAUGCAGCGCGCCGGCUGCGGCGGCGGGGCGGGCGGCGAGUGCGUGCGCCUGGCGGCCGCGCUGGGCGACUGGGAAGCGGGGGCGCUGUGCCCCACCGCCAGCUGGAACCAGACCGUGUGCCAGGGCGUGCGCCCGCGCUUGCGUUGGGUCCUGCAGGGACUGGCCGCGGAGCAGCUGGGGGUGGCUGGCGGAAACUGCACGGCCGAGGCGGGCCUGUGCCUGACCGGGCUGUGGAGUGUCUCGCUGCAGCGGAGAACGGCGUUGGCCCCGUCGGGAGAGACCGCGCGGGAGCUGCAGGAGUGGUGGGCCCCAGACCUGGAGCCCGACGACGCCGGCGCGGGCCUCCUCGCCUUCGAGGAGGUGCUGCCGGCCCUGGAGGCGGGCCUGCCCGCGGGGGGCGGCUACUUCCUCCGCCUCGACCUCGUCGACCGCGGGGGCAGCUGGUCCGACGCGUCCCCGGUCUCCGCGGUCACCGCCGACUUCGCGCUGGCGGAGCCCGCGGCCGCCGUGGAGGCGGCCCUGGGGGAGGCGGCCGCCGCCAUGGCCCUCGGCGACCGCGGGGCCGCGGUGGAGGCUGCCGCGGUGGGCUGCUCGGCCGGGUCGCCGUGGCCCGCGGAGGUCACGCAUUGGGGAGACGUAAGACUCGGGUACGGGGGACUCGGGUUGGCCUGGCGAGGCCGUCAAGAAAAUGACGAGACUCAAUCUGAAAUUUGA
Prorocentrum cordatum is the source of this 1767-nucleotide messenger RNA. NCBI's taxonomy places the organism in Eukaryota, Dinophyceae, Prorocentrales, Prorocentraceae. The record is from the annotation of a GenBank genome assembly.